GGUAAAAUAAAGGUUAGAAGAGGUUAUGAACUCUCACCCGUGGAUGGGUGACGAAGUGACUAGAAGUGAUUGUGGCUAGUAUAGCAACUAUGAACUGUCCAAAUGGUCCAAAUGAGGUAUGGCCAGGUCAGUCGUCACUUCUGAUUAUAAAGGCGGAAAUGGAUAGAGAAUAUAGGGAACAACGUGAUCACGAGAACGAGGAACGUAGAGUUGUAAUGGAUUUUCGAGGGUUGUCGCACCAUAUUAGCGCAGAUCACUCGAGAGAUGCUGAUACGGAUAGAGACAUGGAAACUGAUCAAGACGACCAGAUUGAAAAUUUUUGUGAUGAGAAACUUGAUCAUAAAAUGGGAAGAGAUUUUCGUAGUUUAGCUCACCACCCAGCCAUGCGAGAUCUAGAUAGAGAUCAAAGCAACCAUGCAGAUAGUUUGCAUGAUGACAAGUCAGAUCACAAAAUGGGAAGAGACUUUCGCAAUGUGAAUCACCAUCCUGGAAUGGUACAUUUACAUUCUGGUAUUGAGCAUCUAACGAAUAACGAUGUGGAGAUUAAAUUAUCAAGAGACGUUCGAGGUUCUCUCGGAUUGGGUCUAUCCUUAGAGCUUUGUGUGGUCUGUGGGGACAGAGCGAGUGGAAGGCACUACGGGGCGAUAAGUUGUGAAGGGUGCAAAGGAUUCUUCAAACGCAGCAUUCGAAAACAACUUGGUUAUCAGUGCAGGGGAAGUAAAUCUUGUGAAGUUACCAAACACCACCGAAACCGCUGCCAAUAUUGUAGGCUUCAAAAGUGUCUAGCCAUGGGCAUGCGAAGCGACUCGGUGCAGCAUGAGCGAAAACCAGUAUUGGGCGACUCGGCCGGGACGAAAGGAGGAAAUCGAGGACCUAGAGUGAAGCCUGAACCACAGCAGCCGGUCCCGGAGGCAACACCUACGUGGGAGCAGCCAGAGAGUCCGAGCAUGGAGGAUCAGAGCAGCGAUAGCGACCUCAGUGACGCUCUCACUUUAGCCAGGGAACGAUUGCUCAUCUCUCACGCUCUGGACAGCAUGGCUCAGCUAAUUGGAGAUAACGUAAAUGGGUCAGGCGAACCAGAAGAAGAGUGGACUGGUCAGUUGCUGUCCGAAAGACAGACAGUCUUUGAGUUGAGAGCACCUAGUCCAGCCCCAGCAUACUUAUCAAUUCAUUAUAUAUGUGAAAGUGCUGCCAGACUCCUGUUCUUAUCCGUUCACUGGGCCAGAGGGAUUCCCGCGUUUCAGGCUUUACCAUCUGACAUACAAACUAUGCUGGUUCGUAGUUCGUGGGGUCAACUUUUCACUCUUGGAUUAGCUCAGUGUGCCUACACGUUGUCGCUGCCUAGUAUCCUUACGUCGAUAAUAAAUCACGUACAGGCUAGUAUCGCUCAAGAAAAAAUUACUGCGGGCAAAGUGAAGUCCAUUACAGAGCACAUUUGUCGUCUUCAGGACUGCGUUAGUUCCUUACAUAAGCUUCAAGUCGAUUCUGCGGAGUAUGCAUAUCUGAAGGCCUUAACGCUUUUCAGUGCCGACAACGUUUUGGCAGGAAUUUGGCGAAAAAAAGUGGAAGUACUGCAAGAAGCAGCUUGGAACGAACUACAGCAGCGUGUUGGAUCAGAGAGGCUACCCCGUCUUCUCCUGAGACUUGCUCCACUUCGUUCGAUUAAUCCGAGAAUUUUGGAAGACCUCUUCUUCGCAGGUCUUAUUGGUAAAGUAAGUGUGGCAAGUGUAGUACCUUAUAUUCUUUCCAUGCAAGACUGCAAAAGCGAACCCGAGAGUCAGAUGGGGUGUGACGCAGAGGAAAAAACUAUGGAACCUCCAAUUUCUCGGUCUGACGAACGCCUUCCAAAAACCACUUCUAUCAUAGAUGACUAUGAAAUCAGUAAUCAUGUCCUAGGCCUAGGUAUCAAUGGAAAAGUGGUGCAAUGCUACGACAGAAAAACAAGGGAAAAAUACGCACUCAAGGUCUUACAUGAUUGUGUAAAAGCAAGAAGGGAAGUGGAGUUACACUGGAGAGCUUCAAAUUGUAGACACAUUGUUCAUAUUAAAGACGUUUACGAAAAUUCGUACAGUGGAAACAAAUGUUUGCUUGUUGUCAUGGAAUGCAUGGAAGGUGGGGAACUUUUUCAGAGGAUACAAGACAGGCAGGAUGGACAAGACGGUGCCUUUACGGAAAGAGAAGCAGCUCAAAUUAUGUACGAAAUUUGUGUGGCAGUGAAACACCUUCACGACAUGAAUAUAGCCCAUCGUGAUCUCAAACCAGAAAACCUAUUGUAUUCCAAACCAGAUAGCACAGGAAUCUUAAAGUUGACCGACUUUGGCUUCGCUAAAGAAACUCAUCUCAAGGACACACUUCAAACGCCUUGUUACACGCCAUAUUAUGUUGCCCCAGAAGUCUUAGGCCCAGAUAAAUAUGAUAAAAGCUGCGAUGUAUGGUCCUUGGGAGUAAUUAUGUACAUAUUAUUGUGUGGAUUCCCUCCAUUCUAUAGUAAUCAUGGGCUGGCAAUUUCGCCGGGAAUGAAAAAAAGAAUAAGAUUAGGUCAGUACGAUUUUCCUGCGCCUGAGUGGUCUAACGUCAGCACGGAAGCUCGCGAUCUCAUCAAGGGAAUGUUGUGCACAGAUCCAGCUCUAAGGCUACAAAUUGCUGAUGUAAUGCGCAACAAGUGGAUCUCAAAACACACGGAAGUUCCAGCAACGCCUUUGCACACAGGGCGAGUCCUAAGAGAAGGUGAAGAACUUUGGCCCGAAGUUCAAGAAGAAAUGACUCGUUCCCUGGCCACAAUGCGAGUCGAUUACGACACAGCAAAUUUAAAGCAACUAGACCACACCAACAAUCCUCUUCUAAUCAAACGUAGACGAGCGAAACAAUCAACGGCAGUUCCACAAGCUGCCAAUGCAACUCCAGCUUCCUAGGAGGAGGCUGACAGCUCGGGGGACAGUCAUAAAUGGAUCCUCUUUUUACGAAGAUGUAUCAAAUGCAGCAUCUUUAUUCUACGAAUCGUAUUUUGAAGCUUGUCGGUUGAAAGAUAAACUGCCCAGUAAAGCUUUAGGUACACGAGAUAUGUAUAAAUGAGAUUAUAUUUUUCGAGUCGAUGCCUGCACGAACACUGCGCUGUGGUUUUUUGGACACGUCUAGACAGUUCGUUUCGUAUUUUAAUGGAGUGUCGUCAUCGUUUUGAUUCGACUUAGAGAGUGAUUUCAAUGUAUUGUGAAGUAGUGGCCACUUUUUCCAAAUUAUGAGCCGUUUGAAAUUUUAAUGAGCUUUUUAUUUGCAUCUGUUUUGUCCUAAGGUAAUUUGUCAUUUAUUUCAGUUAACGUUUUCGUUUUCAUUCGAGUCCUAUAAGAACACUUUAAAAUCUUGACAGUUGAGAAAGUCUUGGUUUUAUUUUAAUUUUCCAGAUUACAAAAGAGAAGGUUGGAAUUGCAUUUUAAGAGAAGAUCAAUUUUGCAUUAAUUUGUAUUCUGCCCUACGAUUUUGGAUAUCAGGUGCCUAACUGAAUGAACUCCAGUUUAUUCAGCGACAUGUUAAACGAAGGCACAGAAAAUAAACUUUGUAUAACUUAUAAAAAAUGUUAACACCGAAGUAGUGAUCGUUACUACAUUAAUAUCAAGGAGAAUUGUAAUAUCUGGAAAUUGUGUUCACUAUGGAAAACCCGGGGAAUGACCGCGAAUUUUAUUUUAAUUUGAACCGAGAAAAUAAAAAAUUGACCGACAGAAAACAGAGAAAUGACUGGGAAUUUAAGGUCAUCCAGCGGGUAGAUAAUCUGCAUUCGCUUCAGAAUGCUGAAAAUGGGAAUAAGCAUAAUAUGAGUUUUUACAUUACACGUUAGCAAGGUCCAUUAUAAUCUGCUCAAAAUUUCAUGUUGAGUCCAAUUAUACCUAGGAGAUAAAUAAACUAUCUAUAGUACAAUAAUAAAGUAAUGGAGAAUUUGGGACGUGCUUAUUCAGUAAGCAGUUAUUAAUUUGUUACUUGUCAAUAAAUUGUCAAUCUUCUUAAAGUAGGCGUAAGAAAAUACAGCUUUGAGUCGAUACAUAUAUGGGAUAGAAAUGUCUUAAUUUUGAUAGAUUUUAGGACCUGCAUCACAACAUGGUAAUGGUACUGUUUUCUUUAAGAUUAGAAUAUAAUAUGACUGAAGUCGAAAGCUGAAUUGAAACCAGAGAUUUACAAGAGGUUAAAAAGCAAUUGUUUAUCUCAAAAAUAUAAAAACUAAAAUGCUUUCAAAUUUGAAUUCAAGUUUACAGAAGUUAAUUGAAGUGUCCAGACAUUAUUUUAUAGAAAAGGUAUAGACAACCGCACACUUCUUAAACUGUGCGUAAUAUUUUCAGAUUUAACCGUCCAAAUAUUUUAAUGUGAUAACAUUUUCCUUUAUGUUUUCAUGCAAAAAGAUUUUAGUCAUGCUGUAACCGAUUAAUCAUUAUAGUAGAGGAGAGUACCCAAAUAUGAGACGCCAACUCUGUUUGGCGUGAUUGUCGGAAUUCUAUGUACUGAAUUUAAAAGUAAUAUCGGUCAUUUUAAAGGAAAUU
Molecule: messenger RNA, 4523 nt
Organism: Belonocnema kinseyi
Lineage: Eukaryota; Metazoa; Arthropoda; Insecta; Hymenoptera; Cynipidae
Gene: MAPk-Ak2
Exons: 17
Coding region: 90-2912 (940 amino acids)
Biological process (GO): protein autophosphorylation; peptidyl-serine phosphorylation; intracellular signal transduction
Cellular component (GO): nucleus; cytoplasm
Molecular function (GO): DNA-binding transcription factor activity; calcium-dependent protein serine/threonine kinase activity; zinc ion binding
Source: RefSeq, a predicted model, not a curated record